Molecule: messenger RNA, 849 nt
Organism: Prorocentrum cordatum
Lineage: Eukaryota; Dinophyceae; Prorocentrales; Prorocentraceae
Source: the annotation of a GenBank genome assembly
AUGACCGCGUCGCUUCGCCCGCAGCCCUCGCGCGCCCCGGCCGCAGGCCGCACGGCCAGGGCCCGGGCGCGCGGGAGCACCAAGCAGGUGCAGUCCUCGGCAGUGCAGCGGGCGGCGCGGCCGCGUCCGAGGCCUCUCCGCCUCGACGCUGUCGCCGAGGGCGGGAGCGUCCAGGACUGGCUCGACGCCGGGUGCGACGGCUUCAAGGGCAUGCGGACGGUGAGGCCGCAGGCCUGGGGCAUCCAGGACACCGUGGACGGUCUCCACGACGCGGGCGCGCUCGGGGAGGACGGCGCCGUGCAGGCGGACGUCCCCCUCGGCGCGGCCCGCGGCGACGGGGGGCGCACGGCCCUGGCCGCCGCCUUCCGGGCCGCCGCCGCGCAGCUGCUCGCCCCCCUCGCCGGCUCCGGCCUCCCCGCCGGCCUCCUGGAGCGCGUGCGGCGGGACGCGGAGGAGGUGGGCGUGGCCGUCGCGGAGAUGAUCCCCACAGCGGACAAGGUGUCUCUCAAGUUGGAGCUCAUCAGAGAGAACGUCUGCUUGCGGUGGCACCAGGACAACUACGUCGCACGGGCCAUCGUGUCCUACAAUUGCCGUGGCACGGAGUACGUCCACGACGACCAUGUGGACUUCUGGGAGCUCGACAACUGUGGCAACAACGACUGCGUUGUCCGAGACCCAGCUGCGGUGUGUCAGGCUGGCGUGGGCGACAUCUUGCUCAUGAAGGGGAAGCUGUUCCCUGGCGCGGUCAAUGGCCUGGUGCAUAGGUCACCAGGCUACGAGUAUCACCCCAGUGGGGUGGUGAAGGCGAGACUUGUUCUGAAGAUCGACGUCAGGAGAGCCAUGUCGUGA